CAAACUGGUCACACUUAACAAAAAGUCAAAACAAUUCGCUCCGUUCCGGUUUCUUGAGACAAUUUAAAAGAAUUUAUAAAUCAUGGGAGAACGCUACAACAUUCACAGCCAGUUGGAACAUCUUCAGAGCAAGUACAUCGGUACAGGACACGCGGACACUACCAAAUUCGAAUGGCUAACCAAUCAGCACCGUGAUUCCCUCGCCAGCUACAUGGGACAUUACGAUAUACUCAAUUAUUUCGCCAUUGCUGAAAAUGAAUCAAAAGCGCGUGUACGGUUCAACCUCAUGGAGCGGAUGCUGCAGCCAUGUGGACCUCCACCAGAAAAGCUAGAAGAUUAAUCAAUAAUAACUAGAAUUUACAAAUAAAAACAAGCAUUUUCAAGGGCUGAA
Messenger RNA from Drosophila bipectinata, 391 nucleotides. RefSeq names its product splicing factor 3b subunit 5 (gene Sf3b5). The record is from RefSeq and is a predicted model, not a curated record. Gene Ontology annotation, cellular component: precatalytic spliceosome; U2 snRNP. Gene Ontology annotation, biological process: mRNA splicing, via spliceosome. Lineage: Eukaryota; Metazoa; Arthropoda; Insecta; Diptera; Drosophilidae.